This is a messenger RNA of Nelumbo nucifera (sacred lotus), 1686 nucleotides long. RefSeq lists its product as uncharacterized. NCBI's taxonomy places the organism in Eukaryota, Viridiplantae, Streptophyta, Magnoliopsida, Proteales, Nelumbonaceae. The record is from RefSeq and is a predicted model, not a curated record.
UUUUCCAGUUUACGGUGAAGGAAGCGCAACAGAGCAAGUCUCAUUUGCUCUUUCAGUUUUGGAAAAAAAAAAAGAAAAAGAAAAAAAUAACAAUCCAAGCACACUUCUGCACUCCAUCUCCUGUGAUCUGGAUGUUCUUUUAGGGUUUUGGAGUCGCUUUCUUAUGAUGUUCUUGCAAGCUUUCUUACUUGAUGUGUAAGCAAGAAGAAAAGUUACACAGAAUGAGGCUUUACAGAAUGAGUUAGGGUUAGGGUUAGUGUUUGUUUAGUAACUCUUUUGAGCUGCUGAUAUGUCGACCCAGAAUCAGAUUUCGUCGAAUUCUCUGUCGUCAUCUUCAUCAUCUUCUUCUUCGUCAUUGGAAAAGAAGCCUGGUACGCCAGAGAAUGCCGGAAAGGAAUCGGUGAGUUUACCGGAGCACGCAAAGAAGCGAAUAGCUAGCUUGAAUUUUACGGACCAGGGGAAUUCUUCUAGAAAAGCUUUUAGAACGUCCGGGAAUCAGGUUGAAAUGUCAAACAAGGAUGUUGGGAUAAAGCAGUUAAGGUGGACACCUGCUAUGGAUCGUUGUCUCCUCCUAGUUCUAGCCAAAGAAGCAAGGGAAGGAAAGAAGGGUGAUAAAGGAUUUAAAAAGCCAUCAUAUGCACGUGCAGCAUCAUAUGUAAGCAAAAAAUUUGGUGUUCUCUGUACAGCUGACAAUGUUGAGAAUCGAUUAAGGACAACAAAGAAAAGGUACAAUUUCAUAAUGGCACUGCAAAGAAAUAGUGAGUUUGGAUGGGAUGACACCCAAAAGAUGAUAACAGCACAUGUCCAAGCAUACAAUGAUUAUAUUGCGGUGCAUCCGAAGGCUGCUCAGUACCUAAAUAGGCAGAUUGAUAUGUAUGAUGAAAUGAUUAUUGUAUGUGGAAAAGAUCAACCUACCGGAAGUUUUGAUAAAUCCCAUGCCAUUGUAAAUGUAGAAUCAGCUGAUCCUGUUACAGAACAUGAAGAUUUCAUUUUGGAUGAGAAUAUUGAUGCUGAAGAAACAGGGGAGGGCAUGCAGUUUGAGAAGCAGCAGGCUCUGACACCUGAUUACUCAUCAUCCAAGGCCAGGCAUCAUGGGAAGAGAAGUCGUUCCUUGGAAUUUUUUAGCAGAAAGAUUGAUGAAAUAGCAAAGCAGAUUGGUGAGGUAGCUGCAGCAUUGAAAAACACUCGCUACCAGGACAUUUCUCAUGUACUUUAUUCAGAAGUUAUGAAAUCUGAAGGCUUCAAUGAAUCAUUUCUUGCUUCAGCCUUUGAUUACUUAAAUGAACAUGAUACAAUUGCUAGGUCCUUCCUUGCAAAAAGCCCAAACCUCCGGCGUAAGUGGUUGCUUAAAUUUCAUGCCCAGAUGGUUGAUAGUGGGGCAGGUAGUUGCAUUUAGUAAGGGCAAAAUCUGAUACUUGUGAUUGUAAUUAUUGUAAUUUAGUUGGUGCUUUUCAUAUAUUUCUUCUUGCGCAAGGAUGUAUUUUGUUUAUACAUGAUAUCUGAUGUGUUUCCUUCUCCUCUUGGGAAUGGUUCUGUCAAGCUUGUCUGGGAACCUACUCAGACUAGACAUGUAGUCAUGUGAAAGUAUCUUUUUGCAUUUUCUCUUUCAAUUCGACAUGAUUGUUUUUAUUCAUUUAUUUGUUUAUUACUUUGUGGCAAUGUUUAUGGAACACUGGCUUAAAUCCA